UUGCAGGGUGGACUGCACAGCCCGUGUCCAUAAACAACAAACUUCGUCGAGGAUGGACCGACAACCAGACCUUCUCAAACGAGCAAUCCGGCCGAUGCGACGGAGUGUCCUCCGUCCGACGGUGAUUCUUGUCUCCGAUUGAUUGCGCGAAUACGUCGUCCGAGCGUCAUGCAAGGCAACCCUGAUUGCUGAAAGCCCGUCGGCGAUCGGCCAGCAAAUGGAUUCACCGAGACGACCCCGGAGAAUGGACCCUGGACGUGUCAUCGGUGGCUCAGCCCUGAACCAGACUUGGAGCAGCGAGGACAACCCUGAAACCCUGGGCAGUGCGGUGGCGGACCAGCCCAAGAGUCGCCAGCCCGUCACAUCGUGGACUGGUCAGUCCGCGGGCAAGGAUCGACAGGCUGCAGGAACAAGUGUAGCCACCCCGUUGAGCCCGGUCGCGCUAAGAAUAGAACGGCCGCGACGUUUCCCCACGAUGCGAGCCACUCUGAUGUCAUGUUGGCCACUCAGGGCUCUGCGUUGGCCUGCUGCGGCCGGCGCGUUCCACGGAUUGAAGCUGCCUGGGAUGACGGUUCGACCCGAUCGAAUGGCGAGGACCCUGAGCGAAGGCGAGAGAGAAAGCGACCGAAAAAGAAAAGCGAACAAGCACUGCGGGGCCAGGAUGAAAGACGGCAAGAGUAAGACAUGUCUCAUUUCCCGACGAUGAUCGACACGGCAGAGAUCCACGUCUUUCCCGUGCACCGCGAAGCCCUAUAAAACCCUUCAGGGUCUCGCGCUUCUUCUGCUCC
Molecule: messenger RNA, 788 nt
Organism: Aspergillus steynii IBT 23096
Lineage: Eukaryota; Fungi; Ascomycota; Eurotiomycetes; Eurotiales; Aspergillaceae
Exons: 1
Coding region: 218-706 (162 amino acids)
Source: RefSeq, a predicted model, not a curated record